Pocillopora meandrina is the source of this 455-nucleotide messenger RNA. The record is from the annotation of a GenBank genome assembly. Lineage: Eukaryota; Metazoa; Cnidaria; Anthozoa; Scleractinia; Pocilloporidae.
AUGGAUGUUGUGUUCAGGAGGAAGUUAAAGAUACACUUAGAUAAUAUAACGGUUCCCAUAUCUGCAGUUAUUGAUCAGUUUCCUUCAAGUGGCUGGGAUACCAACAAUACGCCCGUUUGCGGCCAGCGAGGAACUUAGUUCUUCUUACUAUAGCAAACAGCUUACUUCUAUCAGCUUUGAAAACUUCUGUAUCCCCGUUUUCAAAGAAAAUUUAAACAUUAAAGACAUAAGCUACCAGUAAUAGGUUUUUCCAUUGUAAGUGUUUCAUAACAUUAGAUUCUCAUCACAUUUUUUUGUUAUAUUUGAAAGCAUCAGAAUAUUUGAAUCAUUAAAAUAUAAUGAAAUCCCCAUUUUAACCCUUUAAGUCCCUUCAGUGACCUAAACAGAAUUUCUCCUUACACUAUCAAUAUGAUAUCAAGCAGACAAGUAAUGAGAAUAAAGAAAAAUACCAAUAA